GUGCCACUAGAUGGGACAGAACAACACACCUCAGCCCCAACCCCCCUGGAAAAGGGGCUAGGGACACUCCUGACCAAUCAGAUUAAGUGAACUACCCAGUGUGAUCUGUAUCUAGUAGAACCGAAGCUUAUUUGAACAAGAAAGGCAAGAGGAUCUCUCACAGAGCGCUGAAGGAAAAUGAGCUCCACACAAGACCGUGACUAUCCUCGGAUCUUAUUUCAAUACAACAAUGGGUUUUUAGUCUCAAAGAUUAUGUUUACCGCUUGUGAAUUGGGAGUGUUUGAUCUAUUGCUGGAGUCAGAAGGGUCCCAGUCUUCAGAUGCCAUUGCUGAACGUUUGGGCACCAGCGUCAGUGGAAUGGAACGGUUACUUGAUGCCUGUGUGGGAUUAAAGCUUCUGGAAGUCGAAAUGAAAAGUGAAGGAGCCUUUUACAGGAACACAGAGCUUUCCAACCUCUAUCUUGCAAAAUCAAGUCUCAAGUCUCAGUAUCAUCGUUUGAUGUACUACUCCAAAACCGUCUAUUUUUGCUGGCAGUACCUGACAGAUGCUGUGAGAGAUGGGAAAAACCAGUAUGAAAGAGCAUUUGGUAUGUCAUCAGAAGACAUCUUUGGCGCUUUCUACAGAUCAGAAAAAGAGAUGAUCCAAUUCAUGUAUAGUUUAAAUGCAUUUUGGAGUAUAUGUGGCAGAGAUGUGAUUGCUGCAUUUGAUCUUUCACCUUUCACUGUCAUUUAUGAUCUGGGAGGAUGUGCAGGUGGUUUGGCCCAGGAAUGUAUUUCUUUUUACCCAAAGUCUACAGUCACAAUUUAUGACCUACCUAAAGUAGUGCAAGUGGCGAAGGAGCGUUUUGUACCCCCAGAAGAAUGUAGGAUCACUUUCCAUGAAGGAGAUUUUUUUAAAGAUCCAAUUCCAGAAGCUGACCUGUACAUUUUGGCUAGGAUUCUGCAUGACUGGGCAGAUGACAAGCGUAUGCAACUACUAACAAAAAUCUACAAGGCCUGCAAGCCUGGGGGUGGAGUGCUGCUGGUUGAAACACUUUUGAAUGAAGACAAAACUGGGCCUUUAGAAGCCCAGCUCUUCUCUCUGAUAAUGUUGGUUCAGGCUGAAGGAAAAGAACGAACGCCAACCGAGUACAGCAAGCUCCUUGCUGCAGCUGGUUUCAGAGAGAUUCAAGUCAAGAAAACAGGAAAGCUCUAUGAUGCCAUUUUAGGAAGAAAAUAAUUCUGUCUCUUCUUUCUUGCCUAUUGUUAGAUGUGUAAAUGCAGUGACGUGACCAGCUUUUACUAGACUGCAGCAAUGAACCCAGCUCAUAGUUAACUGUGUCACUUUCUUUGUACAACAAUACAUUGCUAGAAUAUUUACUCAUUAUGUAUGCUGGGCCUAUGCAGGCCACAUGCAGCUCUUUUACUGUAAAGUGCGGCUCAUGCAGGCCCCAUCUAGGGUGACCAGAUGUCCCAAUUUUAUAGGGACAGUCCCGAUUUUUUGAUCUUUUUUUUAUAUAGGCUCCUAAUACCACCUCAUCCCCUGUCCUGAUUUUUCACACUUGCUGUCUGGUCACCCUAGCCACCACUCCCAUUCUCCACCUACCAUACCCCACCUGCAACUCCCAGGUGAUAACAGGGAGGGGCCGCUGCUGUAGCUCUGCAGGGAGAGAAAGCAGCAAAAGCAGCACUCUCCCUGCAGCUCCCAGCUGUUUGCUGCUGCCUCUUCCAUGGCUGCAGCUUCCAGCUUGCUGACUGCAUCAGCUGCCAUGCAGGGAGGAGCCCUGGUGACAUCAUGUGACUGAGUGGGGCCAGCAAACCCUGGCAAAAAUCUGGGUGGGCAUAUGACCCCCCGGAGUCCCUCCCAUGCAUUGACUCUGACUUCUGCCCAGCAGAGUGGUGGGAGGUCUCAGGGCUGCAGCCCCAAGGCGUGUGCUUGCUGCGAGGCAGAAGCCCUGAGACCUCACAUCGCACACAGGAUUGAAGCUCCAAGGCUCAGCUGGUGAACCCUGGCUCUCGAACGUCUGAAGAUUUUGUUAUGUGGCUCACAGGGUCAAUAUGUCAGGCCACCACUGCUGCAGGACUUGACGAUCUGAUAGUUUGAAUGUGACUCUUGUUUGGCUCUUGACUACAUGGGGGAUUAAAGUAAUUAACACAUGUUUAACAAGAAAUAGCAUGUGAAAGCAACUGUGGAAA
Molecule: messenger RNA, 2174 nt
Organism: Gopherus flavomarginatus (Mexican gopher tortoise)
Lineage: Eukaryota; Metazoa; Chordata; Testudines; Testudinidae
Product: acetylserotonin O-methyltransferase-like
Exons: 8
Coding region: 178-1218 (346 amino acids)
Molecular function (GO): O-methyltransferase activity
Source: RefSeq, a predicted model, not a curated record